ACCUAGUGAACUUGAUCGUCAUAGCUCCACCCCUGCACCCACUAAAUCCAGGGUUCAGCCGCGACACUAUUUCGCCCAUCUCCAUACAGGUUCGAGCCAUCUGAACAGAAAACAUCACAUUUUUCCUGCUGAGACUUCGCGAACACCAACAAUUAAGCCACAAUGCCACCGAAAAAGACUGCCCUUGCAGACGCGUGGGACGACGACUGGGAGAGUAUUGCAGAUAAAGAAGACUCAAAACCCCAAACUCCCCAGCCGGAGCCCAAGCUGUCAAAAGCUGAGCGCAAGGCCCAGCACGUAGAACUGAACCGCCGGCUCUGGGAGUCAGCGGAGAAUCCAGAGCCUAAACUAUUCCUCCAAGCUCGUGAUAACGUCCCCGUUCUAUCAAGCUUCAAGCCCAAUGUUACUGUUCUAGCACGCAAGCCUCAGGUGCUCUCGCGAAACAACCCCACCUCUGGCAUGGCGGGGCUGAACUUGGACGACGACGACGACAGCGAGGAAGAGCGACGCAAGAAAGCAGAAAUAGACUUUGAGGAACGCAAGGCUCGUGCUCAGAAAGAGCGUGCAGAGAAGGAACGUAAAUAUGCAGAAGCGCGUGAGAGGAUAUUCGGGUCUCCCGCCGCAGCAGAAGGAUCUCGCAGCAACUCGCCAAACAAGGCCACGAGAGGGAAAGGACGGGGCCGCGGUGGACGCGACAGUCAGCCUAGAUCUAGUAAUGAGCAGUCACCUGCGCCACCUGCGGGUCCAGGACGACAGUUGUUCGACCACUCGUAUUCGCCAAAGCCAGGUUCGGUGUACAUCCAGAGGAGGGAAGCUGGAACUAGUCGACCAGGCACACCCAGCGAGCAAGAAAGACCAAUUCGUCAACCUCAAGGACCUGCGACAUCUGGUGGACGUGGCUUUGCAUCAAGGGGUGUACAUACCCAGGUAGGCCCGUCGUAGUGGACACAGCAGAGCUCUUCCCAAACGAGAGUUUGCGUUCUUGGUGCUUAGGGACGUGUGUCUCUCCGCCUGAAAAAGCUCGAGAACACAACCUCAAUCACUCAACAAACAUGAUGGGCAGAA
Molecule: messenger RNA, 1065 nt
Organism: Dothidotthia symphoricarpi CBS 119687
Lineage: Eukaryota; Fungi; Ascomycota; Dothideomycetes; Pleosporales; Dothidotthiaceae
Exons: 3
Coding region: 163-942 (259 amino acids)
Source: RefSeq, a predicted model, not a curated record